AUGUCUACGGACGCAGAGAUGGCUGUUUUUGGGGAGGCGGCUCCUUACCUCCGAAAAUCGGAAAAGGAGAGAAUUGCAGCCCAGAACAAACCUUUUGAUGCCAAGUCAUCUGUCUUUGUGGCUCAUCCCAAAGAAUCCUUUGUGAAAGGGACAAUCCAGAGCAGGGAAUCAGGAAAAGUCACUGUCAAGACUGAAGGGGGAGAGACCCUCACUGUGAAGGAAGACCAAGUCUUCUCCAUGAACCCCCCCAAGUAUGACAAAAUCGAGGACAUGGCCAUGAUGACCCACCUCCACGAACCCGCUGUGCUGUACAACCUCAAAGAGCGUUACGCAGCCUGGAUGAUCUACACCUACUCGGGUCUCUUCUGCGUCACUGUCAACCCCUACAAGUGGCUGCCGGUGUACAACCCCGAGGUGGUGUUGGCCUACCGAGGCAAGAAGCGCCAGGAGGCCCCUCCACACAUCUUCUCCAUCUCUGACAAUGCCUAUCAGUCCAUGCUGACUGAUCGGGAGAACCAGUCCAUCCUGAUCACCGGAGAAUCCGGGGCCGGGAAGACUGUGAACACAAAGCGUGUCAUCCAGUACUUUGCAACAAUUGCAGCCAGUGGAGAGAAAAAGAAGGAAGAAAAUACAUCAGGCAAAAUGCAGGGAACGCUUGAGGAUCAAAUCAUCAGUGCCAACCCACUGCUGGAGGCCUUUGGAAAUGCCAAGACUGUGAGGAAUGACAACUCCUCACGCUUUGGUAAAUUCAUCAGAAUCCAUUUUGGUGCCACAGGCAAACUGGCUUCUGCUGACAUUGAAACAUAUCUGCUGGAGAAGUCCAGAGUCACUUUCCAGCUCAAGGCGGAAAGGAGCUACCACAUCUUUUAUCAGAUCAUGUCCAACAAGAAGCCAGAGCUAAUCGACAUGCUCCUCAUUACCACCAACCCUUAUGAUUUCCACUUUGUGAGUCAAGGUGAGAUCACAGUCCCCAGCAUUGAUGAUCAGGAGGAGCUGAUGGCUACAGACAGUGCCAUUGACAUCCUGGGCUUCAGUGCUGAUGAGAAAACAGCCAUCUACAAGCUGACGGGGGCUGUCAUGCACUAUGGGAACCUGAAGUUCAAGCAGAAACAGCGUGAAGAGCAGGCAGAGCCUGAUGGCACUGAAGUUGCUGACAAGGCUGCCUACCUGAUGGGUCUGAACUCAGCAGAUCUGCUCAAGGCCCUCUGCUACCCCCGAGUCAAGGUGGGGAAUGAAUACGUGACCAAGGGCCAAACUGUGCAGCAGGUGAAUAAUUCAGUGGGUGCCCUGGCAAAGGCUGUCUAUGAGAAGAUGUUCCUGUGGAUGGUUGUUCGCAUCAACCAACAGCUGGACACGAAGCAACCCAGGCAGUACUUCAUUGGUGUCCUGGACAUUGCUGGCUUUGAGAUCUUUGAUUUCAACAGCUUUGAGCAGCUGUGCAUCAACUUCACCAAUGAGAAACUGCAACAGUUCUUCAACCACCACAUGUUUGUGCUGGAGCAGGAAGAGUACAAGAAGGAGGGGAUUGAAUGGACAUUCAUUGACUUUGGCAUGGACCUGGCUGCCUGCAUUGAGCUCAUUGAGAAGCCCAUGGGCAUCUUCUCCAUCCUGGAAGAGGAGUGCAUGUUCCCCAAGGCAACUGACACCUCUUUCAAGAACAAGCUCUAUGACCAGCACCUGGGCAAGUCCAACAACUUCCAGAAGCCCAAGCCUGCCAAAGGCAAGGCUGAGGCUCACUUCUCCCUGGUGCACUAUGCUGGCACAGUGGACUACAACAUCUCUGGCUGGCUGGAGAAGAACAAGGACCCUCUGAAUGAAACUGCUGCCCCUAACUUGAGAAGCACUCACCCUCACUUUGUACGGUGCAUCAUCCCAAAUGAAACUAAGACACCUGGUGCCAUGGAGCACGAGCUGGUGCUGCACCAGCUGCGCUGUAACGGCGUGCUGGAAGGGAUCAGGAUUUGCAGGAAAGGCUUCCCCAGCAGAGUCCUGUAUGCUGACUUCAAACAGAGAUACAGGGUACUUAAUGCCAGUGCUAUCCCAGAGGGACAGUUCAUGGACAACAAGAAAGCUUCAGAGAAGCUUCUUGGGUCCAUUGAUGUUGACCACACCCAGUACAGAUUUGGUCACACCAAGGUGUUCUUCAAAGCUGGACUGAUUGGUGUGCUAGAGGAGAUGCGAGAUGAGAAACUGGCAGAGAUUAUGACCAUGAUACAAGCCAGGUGCAGGGGCUUCCUAAUGAGAGUGGAGUACCAGAGAAUGGUGGAGCGGAGGGAUUCCAUCUUCUGCAUCCAGUACAAUGUUCGUGCAUUCAUGAAUGUCAAACACUGGCCAUGGAUGAAGCUGUUCUUCAAGAUCAAGCCCUUGCUGAAGAGUGCUGAGUCUGAGAAGGAAAUGGCCAACAUGAAACAAGAGUUUGAGAAAACCAAGGAGGAACUUGCGAAGUCUGAGGCAAAACGGAAGGAGCUGGAGGAGAAAAUGGUGAAACUGGUGCAGGAGAAAAAUGACCUGCAGCUCCAAGUGCAGGCUGAAGCAGAUAGCUUGGCUGAUGCUGAGGAAAGGUGUGACCAGCUCAUCAAAACCAAAAUCCAACUUGAAGCCAAAAUUAAGGAGGUGACUGAAAGGGCUGAGGAUGAAGAGGAAAUUAAUGCUGAGCUGACAGCCAAGAAGAGGAAACUGGAGGAUGAAUGUUCAGAGCUGAAGAAAGACAUUGAUGACCUUGAGCUAACACUGGCCAAGGUGGAGAAGGAAAAACAUGCCACCGAAAACAAGGUAUCCCGUGACCUGGAAGAGGCCACGCUGCAGCACGAAGCCACGGCUUCCGCCCUGCGCAAGAAGCACGCGGACAGCACAGCUGAGCUGGGGGAGCAGAUCGACAACCUGCAACGCGUGAAGCAGAAGCUGGAGAAGGAGAAGAGUGAGCUGAAGAUGGAGAUUGAUGACUUGGCCAGCAACAUGGAGUCUGUCUCUAAAGCCAAGGCCAACCUGGAGAAGAUGUGCCGCACUCUGGAAGACCAGCUGAGUGAGAUUAAGACCAAGGAAGAAGAGCAUCAGCGCUUGAUCAAUGACCUCAAUGCUCAAAGAGCUCGUCUGCAAACAGAGUCAGGGGAAUAUUCACGCCAGGUGGAAGAAAAAGAUGGUUUGAUAUCGCAGCUAUCCAGAAGCAAACAGGCAUUCACUCAACAGAUUGAGGAACUAAAGAGACAUUUAGAGGAAGAAAUAAAGGCCAAGAAUGCCCUGGCCCACGCCCUGCAGUCCGCUCGCCACGACUGUGACUUGCUCCGGGAACAAUAUGAGGAGGAGCAGGAGGCCAAGGGGGAGCUGCAGAGAGCCCUGUCCAAGGCCAACAGUGAAGUGGCCCAGUGGAGAACCAAAUACGAGACGGACGCGAUUCAGCGCACGGAGGAGCUCGAGGAGGCCAAGAAGAAGCUGGCCCAGCGCCUGCAGGAUGCAGAGGAGCAGGUUGAGGCUGUCAAUGCCAAAUGUGCCUCCCUGGAAAAGACAAAGCAGAGGCUGCAGAAUGAAGUGGAGGACCUGAUGAUUGACGUGGAGAAAUCCAAUGCUGCCUGCGCUGCUCUGGAUAAGAAGCAGAAGAACUUUGACAAGAUCCUGGCAGAAUGGAAGCAGAAGUAUGAGGAAACGCAGGCUGAGCUGGAGGCCUCCCAGAAGGAGUCGCGCUCUCUCAGCACGGAGCUGUUCAAGAUGAAGAAUGCCUAUGAGGAGUCCUUGGACCACCUGGAGACAAUGAAGCGGGAGAACAAGAACUUGCAGCAGGAGAUUUCCGACCUCACAGAGCAGAUUGCUGAGGGAGGAAAGGCAAUUCAUGAGCUGGAGAAAGUCAAGAAGCAGAUUGAGCAGGAGAAAUCUGAAGUCCAGGCUGCUCUGGAGGAAGCUGAGGCCUCCCUGGAACAUGAAGAGGGGAAGAUCUUGCGGCUGCAGCUUGAGCUCAACCAGGUGAAGGCUGAGAUUGACAGGAAGAUAGCAGAGAAAGAUGAAGAGAUUGACCAGCUGAAGAGGAACCACCAGCGAGUUGUGGAGUCCUUGCAGAGCAGCUUGGAUGCUGAGAUCAGGAGCAGGAAUGAAGCCCUGAGGCUGAAGAAGAAGAUGGAGGGAGACCUGAAUGAAAUGGAGAUCCAGCUGAGCCAUGCCAACCGUGUGGCUGCAGAGGCACAGAAGAACCUGAGAAACACCCAGGCAGUGCUCAAGGACACCCAGAUUCAUCUGGAUGAUGCUCUCAGGACAAAGGAUGACCUGAAGGAGCAGGUGGCCAUGGUGGAGCGCAGAGCAAACCUGCUGCAGGCUGAAAUUGAGGAGCUCCGGGCAGCCCUGGAGCAGACAGAGCGGUCGAGGAAACUGGCUGAGCAGGAGCUUCUGGAUGCCACUGAACGUGUGCAGCUCCUCCAUACCCAGAACACCAGUUUGAUCAACACCAAGAAGAAGCUGGAAACAGACAUUGCCCAGAUCCAGGGUGAAAUGGAGGAUACCAUCCAGGAAGCCCGCAAUGCUGAGGAGAAGGCCAAGAAGGCCAUCACAGAUGCGGCCAUGAUGGCAGAAGAGCUGAAGAAGGAGCAGGACACCAGUGCCCACCUGGAGAGGAUGAAGAAGAACCUGGACCAGACAGUGAAGGACCUGCAGCACCGUCUGGACCCCCAAUGGAAGCAGAAGUAUGAGGAAACGCAGGCUGAGCUGGAGGCCUCCCAGAAGGAGUCGCGCUCUCUCAGCACGGAGCUGUUCAAGAUGAAGAAUGCCUAUGAGGAGUCCUUGGACCACCUGGAGACAAUGAAGCGGGAGAACAAGAACUUGCAGCAGGAGAUUUCCGACCUCACAGAGCAGAUUGCUGAGGGAGGAAAGGCAAUUCAUGAGCUGGAGAAAGUCAAGAAGCAGAUUGAGCAGGAGAAAUCUGAAGUCCAGGCUGCUCUGGAGGAAGCUGAGGCCUCCCUGGAACAUGAAGAGGGGAAGAUCUUGCGGCUGCAGCUUGAGCUCAACCAGGUGAAGGCUGAGAUUGACAGGAAGAUAGCAGAGAAAGAUGAAGAGAUUGACCAGCUGAAGAGGAACCACCAGCGAGUUGUGGAGUCCUUGCAGAGCAGCUUGGAUGCUGAGAUCAGGAGCAGGAAUGAAGCCCUGAGGCUGAAGAAGAAGAUGGAGGGAGACCUGAAUGAAAUGGAGAUCCAGCUGAGCCAUGCCAACCGUGUGGCUGCAGAGGCACAGAAGAACCUGAGAAACACCCAGGCAGUGCUCAAGGACACCCAGAUUCAUCUGGAUGAUGCUCUCAGGACAAAGGAUGACCUGAAGGAGCAGGUGGCCAUGGUGGAGCGCAGAGCAAACCUGCUGCAGGCUGAAAUUGAGGAGCUCCGGGCAGCCCUGGAGCAGACAGAGCGGUCGAGGAAACUGGCUGAGCAGGAGCUUCUGGAUGCCACUGAACGUGUGCAGCUCCUCCAUACCCAGAACACCAGUUUGAUCAACACCAAGAAGAAGCUGGAAACAGACAUUGCCCAGAUCCAGGGUGAAAUGGAGGAUACCAUCCAGGAAGCCCGCAAUGCUGAGGAGAAGGCCAAGAAGGCCAUCACAGAUGCGGCCAUGAUGGCAGAAGAGCUGAAGAAGGAGCAGGACACCAGUGCCCACCUGGAGAGGAUGAAGAAGAACCUGGACCAGACAUCUGAGGAAGACAGGAAGAAUGUCCUCAGGCUGCAGGAUCUGGUGGACAAGCUGCAAAUGAAAGUAAAAGCCUACAAGAGACAAUCUGAAGAGGCUGAGGAGCUGUCCAAUGUCAACCUGUCCAAGUUCCGCAAGAUCCAGCACGAGUUGGAGGAAGCCGAGGAGCGGGCUGACAUUGCAGAGUCACAGGUCAACAAGCUCCGAGCCAAGAGCCGGGAGUUCCACAGGAGGAUAGAAGAGGAAGAGUGAGAAUGUCCUGAGGCAGCAAAGUGACCUGAGGGGCUGCACAAAAUGUGAACCCCUUGGUCACUUUCCUUCUGCCAUGAAUCUUUGUGCCCACCUCAGUGUCUAGUGAAUAAAGGUUGUAGUAGAUUCCUCUGCAUGCA
Molecule: messenger RNA, 6041 nt
Organism: Ficedula albicollis (Collared flycatcher)
Lineage: Eukaryota; Metazoa; Chordata; Aves; Passeriformes; Muscicapidae
Product: myosin-3
Exons: 41
Coding region: 1-5904 (1967 amino acids)
Cellular component (GO): myosin complex
Molecular function (GO): ATP binding; cytoskeletal motor activity; actin filament binding
Source: RefSeq, a predicted model, not a curated record